CUUUUUUUACCUUGAAAAAAAUAUCUCAAACCCCAAAAACCUAACCUCGAACGAAAACGACAAAAUUCAUUCUCCGUUCGUUCAUCAAUCGCCUUGAAUUCUCUCGUCAUCAACAAUUGCUUCGAAUCCAUUUGAACCGAUGAUUUCGAAGGAUCACCACCACCAUCAUCAUCAUCAUCAUCAUCCGGAUCCUUUGGUCACAUCCUCCAAAUCAUUCCACAUGAAAGCCUCCGCCGUUGCGCCGUCGUCGGCAUCAGUUCAAUUGUCGCAAUCGGCGUGGCUGGAGGUUCGUCUGUUCUACGUCCGCAUCGCCCCCUGCUUCGUCGAGAACGUCCCCGACUCCCUCACCCUCCGUCACCCCCGCCGUGAAACCGGCGCUUCUCUCGAGGUAAACGGCGUCCGCGUUCCUCCACUGCAGACGGCGUCUCUAAAGCUCCGACGCGACAGAGUGGACCGGGAAUCGUCGGAGGUGACUUACGUGAGCACGGAGGCCGUGCGCGUGACGGGGUGCGUCGAUUUCGAGGUGUACGAUAAGGAGGAGAUGGUGCUGUGCGGGAACCUAGAUAGAAUCGAAGGCGCGUGGAGUAAUAACGGAACGGUGAGCGAUGCCAAGACUGGGUGGGGCAUGGAUUGUUACGUGGCUAUGCGAAACGGUUCGGGCUCUUCCUCCUCCUCCUCUGCGUUUUUCAGGCCGAAGCUUGGCGUCUCGUCUCCCUCCGUGGAGGUUUAUAUUGCUGGUUGCUGUGGCGGUGUUCCCGUCAUCUUGACUAAGACCAUUCAGGCGAGUCCGAGGAGGAAGGUGGCCAGGCACGUGACGCUCGACGCUAUCCCUGAGGACGAGGAGGUUGAGAAGGAGCAAGACGUUGUUACCACUGGUGAUGAAUUCGCCCGCCAGCAGAAAGUGCAGAUGAUGGAGUCAGAGGUUGGUGACUACGAUGAUGAGUCUGAAAUGAAGAUGAGGUACUACCCUGAAGGGAUGUACGUGGAUGAGGAUGGUCAACUCUCGUGGUUCAAUGCAGGUGUCAGAGUUGGAGUUGGGAUAGGCCUUGGGAUGUGCCUUGGCGUUGGCAUCGGAGUUGGAUUGCUCAUGCGCUCAUAUCAAGCUACUACUAGUAACCUUCGUAGGAGGUUCUUCUGAUCAUCAUCACCCUGAGGCAUGUCGAGAUGUUUGAAUGGUGGUAACUAUGAAUUCCGCUGUGGGUGGGUUAUAGAAAGCAAGAAACAAGUGGAGAUAGAAUUUUGGUAGAUAGCUGUAUAGACUUCUUCUUCGUUUUUUCAUCGCUUAUAGUCGGCUUUUGUUUUUAUUCAAAUAUUUGUUGCUUCGUGUUGUUGUCGCUGCUACACUCUGGAGCUUGUGUUUUCUUCCUGGUCAAGAAGAAAUAAUAUUGACA
Messenger RNA from Brassica napus (rape), 1391 nucleotides. RefSeq lists its product as uncharacterized. The coding region runs from base 140 to 1138 and encodes 332 amino acids. The transcript has 2 exons. Lineage: Eukaryota; Viridiplantae; Streptophyta; Magnoliopsida; Brassicales; Brassicaceae. The record is from RefSeq and is a predicted model, not a curated record.